This is a messenger RNA of Gasterosteus aculeatus aculeatus (three-spined stickleback), 2408 nucleotides long. RefSeq names its product F-box and WD repeat domain containing 2 (gene fbxw2). NCBI's taxonomy places the organism in Eukaryota, Metazoa, Chordata, Actinopteri, Perciformes, Gasterosteidae. The record is from RefSeq and is a predicted model, not a curated record. Gene Ontology annotation, molecular function: protein binding; ubiquitin-protein transferase activity.
AGAUUCCAGCUGCAGAUGCUUGUGUUGUGUUGCUGCAGGUGUUGCAGGUCGCUCCCAUGUGCCCAUGGAGAAGGCAGCCUUUGAGGGGUGGCUGGAGUCAGUCUCUGCCGCUUUCCUUACUCUGAACGACCAGCAGCGCAACCGUUCUCUGGACCACCUGAUCUCCCUCAGCGGCGCCGUGCAGCUCCGUCAUCUGUCCAACGGACUGGAGACUCUGCUAAAGCGCGACUUCCUGCGCCUCCUUCCCCUGGAGCUGGCCUUCUACCUGAUCCACUGGCUGGACCCGGAGACCUUGCUCAUCUGCUGCCGGGUCUGCAAACAGUGGAAUAAGUUGAUCAACUCGUGCACGGAGGUGUGGCAGGGCGUGUGUCGGGAGCUGGGCUGGAGGAUCGAUGAGUCCAUCCCGGACGCGCCGCACUGGAAGGCCGUCUACCUGAAGGCCAAACUGCGCAUGGUGCAGCUGCAGGACCAGGAGGCCUUCGAGACGUCGUCCCUCAUUGGCCACAGCGCUCGAGUGUACGCCCUCUACUACAAGGACGGCCUCCUCUGCACAGGCUCCGACGACCUCUCUGCCAAGUUAUGGGACGUGCGCACUGGUCAGUGCAUUUACGGCAUUCAGACGCACACCUGCGCCGCGGUGAAGUUCGACGAACAGAAGCUGGUGACCGGGUCCUUUGACAACACCAUUGCAUCGUGGGAGUGGAGCACAGGAGCUAAAAUCCAGCAGUUCCGUGGCCACACGGGAGCAGUCUUCAGCGUGGACUACAACGACGAGCUGGACGUGCUGGUCAGCGGCUCGGCGGACUUCAUGGUGAAGGGGGGGGCUUUUUCGCCCGGCCCCGCCCUCAACCCCCGGCCCGCCCCCCGGGAGGGGGUCCCCAGGGUGCUGCUCCAGAAGAGUGAGGUGGAGUCGGUGGUGCACAGUCCUGGUGACCACAUCCUCCUGAGUGCUGAUAAGUAUGAGAUAAAGGUGUGGCCCCUGGGCAGAGAAAUCAAUUGCAAGUGUCUGAAGACGCUGUCGGUGUCGGAGGACCGCAGCAUCGGCCUCCAGCCCCGCCUGCAGUUCGAUGGGCGCCACAUCGUCUGCAGCUCCGACCUCGGCGUGUACCAGUGGGACUUUGCCAGCUUUGAGAUCCUCAGGGUGAUAAAGACCCAGGACCCCGGCAACCUGUCCCUGCUCAGCUUCGGCGAGGUGUUCGCGCUCCUUUUCGACAACCACUUCCUGUACGUGAUGGACUUGAGGACGGAGGCCAUCUCGGGCCGCUGGCCUCUGCCGGCCUACAGGAAGUCCAAACGGGGGUCCAGCUUCCUGGCCGGCGUGACGUCCUGGCUCAACGGCCUGGACGGGGACAAUGACUCGGGACUGGUGUUUGCCACCAGCAUGCCCGACCAUAGCAUUCACUUGGUACUGUGGAAGGAGAACGGGUAGCCGCCAACGGGGAACAUGGACCGCCACAGCCCACGUGGGUCACGCACGGACCAAAGCGCCUGGAUUUCAUCCGUUCUGUCCUCCACCACACGAGCAGCCGACAUCCUCACAGGGCCCGUCUGGAGAGACCGGCCAGCCUCCACUUGGUCUCCGGCGGGGAAGCCAAGAAACUCCCAACGACAACGUGACAAAAGCUUCUGCAAUAAACACGGCCCUGGUUUGGUCGUGGGGACGGAGCAACAUCCCCACCUGACCUGGAAGCCACCUUUGACCCACCAGCAGCGCGGGCUGGUCGCCGGGGGCGAUACGGCGGUUCCCCUUGUGUCGCCCCGGCGACCAGCUGAAGAAAGUCAGCCGCUGUGAGCGACUGCUUGAACCUUCACGUGAACGACUGGACGCGCUUGAGAAAUGCGAUGUGCCUUUUCAGUUGAGUGGAUGUGACCCACCAGGCGCUGCAGAUCUUUCCCUCCUAUUUAUCGCCCCUCGUUUCAUAGCUGCGUUUACGCAUCUCCGACCGCGUGGAAGCAUUGAGUUUAUUUUUGUACGGCAUCGCACAGCCGAGGGACUUUCAGCCAAUCGGAUGUGUAGACUUCAGAUUGGAGGAUUUUCCCUCGCGAGGUCGCCAGUUCAACGCCACGUCUCAGUUCUUCGUUAAGUGCUUUUGUUGCCUGACUUUUGCAUUGACGGGCGGUUCCUUUGUCUCGUGUACAGACUAACGAUGUUUCUCACUCACCAUACGGAACACGGCGGAUGUACAGACUGUGUGUGCGCGUUUAGGUUUUUUCAAAUCUAAUUAAAACACCAAUAAAUUGUAUUUUGUACUGUUGUCUGGCCGAUGCACCACAUGACUCAAACACAGUGAUGUUAUAUUACUUUUUCUCCUGUCUAAUAAUUGCUAUUUAUAUUUUGAUAAAUGGCAGAUCGAUCCAUCAGGAUUUGCUAUAAAAGCAUCAUUUACUAAACUGUCUGUGUAGAGACA